Zonotrichia albicollis (white-throated sparrow) is the source of this 2419-nucleotide messenger RNA. Its product is annotated as anterior gradient protein 3. NCBI's taxonomy places the organism in Eukaryota, Metazoa, Chordata, Aves, Passeriformes, Passerellidae. Gene Ontology annotation, cellular component: endoplasmic reticulum. Gene Ontology annotation, molecular function: dystroglycan binding. The record is from RefSeq and is a predicted model, not a curated record.
GAGAGAGAGGCUGCACUGAGGAGCAGCUCCGCAGCUCCCUGCCUGCGCGGAGCAGCCAGAGCCACUUCCAAAAGCUGCACAAAAGAGCCUCUGUCACUGCUGAUGAGAGAUCCUUUUGAGGCUUAGGAGUCGUGACUGGCAGCACUUCAUAUCUGGCCAUCUUUAGGUUUGGAGCAAUGAAGAAUGGGAAAGAAGAAAAAGAUGGGAAAGGAGAGAGCAGGGCAGAAUAAAGCUGCCAAUCUCUCCAGCAAGAUUGACAAAGGCUGAAAUUCUGACCUUCAAAUAUAGAGACAAAUUGCUGAACAUGAUCCUGCUAAAGGGAACUCUCAGGUGAAUGUGCUGUUGCUGCUACACAGAGACAUGGGCAGCUCAGGUGUUCUGUGCUUAAAUAGCUGAUUUUUAACUAACAAAUUCCAGGAAAAGGACCUUCAAUCAGCAGAACUGGUCACUGUGUUUCCUUGCAUUGGAAGGGAAAUAAUGCUCCAUUCUACACUGGCCUUGUCCCUCCUGCUAAUUGCAGUCACUUCCAACCUUGCCAUGGCAAUUAAAAAGGAAAAACGAGCGCCUCAGACCCUGUCAAGAGGGUGGGGAGAUGAAAUUACAUGGGUACAAACUUAUGAAGAAGGACUUUAUCAAGCAAAGAAAAGUAACAAGCCGCUAAUGGUAAUUCAUCAUUUGGAAGACUGUCAAUACUGCCAAGCACUGAAGAAAGCUUUCGCAGAAAAUGAAGAAAUACAGGAAAUGGCCCAAAAUAACUUCAUUAUGCUGAAUCUCAUGCAUGAAACUACAGACAAAAACCUGUCACCUGAUGGACAGUACGUGCCUCGAAUCAUGUUUGUAGACCCAUCUCUCACAGUAAGAGCUGAUAUCACAGGAAGAUACUCCAACCGGCUGUACACGUACGAGCCGCAGGACAUGAUGUUCCUAAUAGAGAACAUGAAGAAAGCACUACGCCUCAUUCAGACGGAACUGUAACCAGUAACAGUGAAAUGAGCAGAACCUCCACGAGGUGAAGCUGCACCUCUCUGUCUCUACUUACAAGCCAAACUUUUACCAAGCAGAUUUGGUAUAUCAGAUUUCAUAAGAAAUGUUUAUGUGCAACUUGGAGAACAAAAAUAGAAUGACUAAAGCACCCGUUUGGAAAACGUGAGGAGAAAUAUUAAACACUUUGCAAUUAAUUAUCUAAAUAACUGAAAAUUAUGUUUUUAAGUGCAGCAAAUUCAAGCUGUAUUUUAGCAAUCGAAUUAUGACUCAGUUAGGUGAGCUAUGACUUCUGAAGAGGAGUUAUAAACAAUCUUUUUGACGUCUAUUUGCAAUUUAUUACAUGAGUUGAUAUCUGCAUCUUGCCUCCCCAUUUUAACUUUUAUUGCAAGAAGCUUAUUAAUUGUUAGUGUACCCCUGCUUUAUACAGUCAUUUUUCAUUGAAGGAAAGGAAACUUUGCUGUCAAAUUAGACUGGAAAGCUCAUACUACAAAUUUUGGAAUAGUUUACAUUGGGGGAAAAAAAAACAAAACAAACCCACAAAAACAAACAAAUAAAUAAACAAAUAAACAAAACCACCCCACAACAACAGUGUUCUGGGCUUAUCUUUCCUUUGUAUAAUCCUUUAAUUUUUGUUGUGGUAGCUGAAAAUGGAAGAGACUGAGCGCGCAGUCUCAGUGAGGUGAUAAUAAUCAAAAGGCAGCUACGUGUUUUGCUGCAAUAAAGAUACAAUGAAGCAAGAGAGAUGGAAGGAGAUAGACCCAGAAAUCCAAACCUGAGGCUAAAUGAUGUUUGUAAAUUCUGGCAUGAGAAAAAUGAGGACGUCUAUCCUAGCUCUUGGCAUUUAAAUGUCAUUUCAGUCAUGGGAAGCUCAGUCCAGGCCAUUCCCUCUUUUUCUGCAGCAUUCCACCGUAAAGUUGGCAGCUUACUGAGGGAAUCUGGACAUACAAAAUCUUGGCAAAAUUUUCACAGGAUUACUGUAUGCAAGGGUGGACACCUGUUUUGAGUUAAAAGCUAAAGUCAGCUGAAACGGUUUACUAUCCCAGCAAUGUGGGGGUUUGUUAGAGCAAAACAGUCAGCAAUUCACCUGCAGCAGGAGCAUGUAUGUUAUGUUACAUGUAAAGCAUCUGUGUCAUUUUUUGGUGCCAUCUGUGUUUGCUUGAUGCUGCCUCUGUACAUAUGAUGAAAGAAAGAUGUCUGCAGGAAAGCUUUGCUAAUUCACAAUACCUAGUAUUAAUAUGUCAUGAGUGAGUUAUAUGGCACAUAUCCACGUGUUCAUAACUAUGUAAAAUUUGAAUAUAAGCAUAUAUUCCAACAGAGGGGAGACAAAUGGCCUCUACAUGAAGGAAAAAAGAAUAUUUCAGUAAUUAGAAAUGUAUUGUCUUUACAAUCAGCAUGAUCUUUUUAACCUAUGGGGAAAAUGCUAGAAGUAAAAUUA